This is a messenger RNA of Protopolystoma xenopodis, 1383 nucleotides long. The record is from the annotation of a GenBank genome assembly. NCBI's taxonomy places the organism in Eukaryota, Metazoa, Platyhelminthes, Monogenea, Polystomatidea, Polystomatidae.
GUACAAGUGGUCAGCCAAACUCUUCAUCUUCACCCUACUUCCGGAAGAUCUCAGCAACCAACCCUGCAACUUCGUCUUCACUCGGCAGGCCUGCAAAGCUACGGCUCCCUCUUACCCCUCGUCAAUGACACCCUCCAACCCAUUUGUACGAAUUCGGCCGCCGCUUCACCUUCUACUACUGGAACGGUCGGCACGUCUUGCCAGCCAAUCGGUCGAAUUCUCCUGACAACUAUGGCUGCUGGUUCUCCUAUUGUCUCGGCCACCACUACUGGCAUAUCAGUUGCCCCGGAAACUUUUUCAACUUCUUUAGCUCCUACUGAAUCUGUUGCUUCUGUCUCUGUUUCCUCACCAAUACAGGAUAACCUAACUGUUAGUGUGUCGACCACCCAGCACCAACAACAACAAACUGAUGAGCAUCUUACUGUUCAGCUAAACUCACCUCAAAUGCAUUGUUCUACGCAAUUGUAUGCAAACCAGCAGACUCCGCCUACAGCAAUCAGCCUUCGAACAGAUGGAACUACUACUAGUGCCAACAACUCCAUCACUAUCAUUGAUGCUGACACUGCAACUAGUGCUGUUUCUAGUACACCACAACAGCAUCCACUUCUGCGGCAACAUCAGCAACAACACUUCUUCCUCACAGCCAUCCCUACCUCGAUGACAGCGUUUGCUGCCGCUGCUGCUGCUGCUGUUGGUGCAGGCGGCUGCAGUAGUGAUGACCAGAGUGCUUCUGCUGGCGGAAGCAGUCGUACUGCUGGAGAAACUACCAUCUGUCUGGCCGGACCAACAUCAGACAAUGGACUAGUCACGCUUCACCCAGCCAGACUGAUUUCCGCUUCAUCAAGACUUUCCUUUAAUGAGGCCUCGGAUUCUUCUUUCUCGAAUACCACGACAUCUCAAGCUUCUGGAGAAACGAUCACUACCAAUAAAGUUAACUCAGUCGCAUCCAUCGCCUCUUCUACAUCAGCACCUAUCUCUGUCUCUUCUUCUCCGAUAUCUUUGCUUUAUUCUCAUAAUCAGCUGGCCAUGGACUCUGUGUCCGGCGGUCCCGUAUCUUUGGCCAUCGCUGGAACUCAUCCAAGUCUUGGACUCCAACAUUUAUCGGUUCCAUCCGCCACGCAGCUGUCCCCUUCGCAGGCCUACAUCCAUCUGCAUCAACAGCAACAACAACAGCGAGAGCUAAACCAUUCUCAUCCGCACCACAUUCAAUAUCAGCAUCGGCAACCACAACAACAGCAUCUACAGAAUGUACACGAGACUGGCCACCCUCAACAGCGGCUAAAUCAUCAACGCCACUCGCAACAGACACAACAGCAGCAGCAACAAGGGAUUUUCCACUUUCACUCUACUCAGCUAGCUCAAGUGAGUCAACCUGUAGGCUGA